Myotis davidii is the source of this 1108-nucleotide messenger RNA. RefSeq names its product transient receptor potential cation channel subfamily C member 4 (gene TRPC4). NCBI's taxonomy places the organism in Eukaryota, Metazoa, Chordata, Mammalia, Chiroptera, Vespertilionidae. The transcript has 3 exons. Gene Ontology annotation, molecular function: calcium channel activity. Gene Ontology annotation, cellular component: membrane. Gene Ontology annotation, biological process: calcium ion transmembrane transport. The coding region runs from base 75 to 845 and encodes 256 amino acids. The record is from RefSeq and is a predicted model, not a curated record.
CUGCUGAUAAUUUGAGAAGACAUCACCAGUAUCAAGAAGUUAUAAGGAACCUGGUGAAGCGAUAUGUUGCUGCAAUGAUUAGAGAUGCCAAAACUGAAGAAGGCCUGACUGAAGAGAACUUUAAGGAGCUAAAGCAAGAUAUUUCUAGUUUCCGCUUUGAAGUCCUGGGGUUACUAAGAGGAAGUAAACUCUCUACAGUACAAUCCGCUCAGGCUACGAAGGACACUGCUAAUUCAGCAGACUCAGAUGAAAAGAGUGAUAACGAAGGUACCAGCAAAGACAAGAAGAACUUCAGCCUUUUCGACUUAACCACGCUGAUCCACCCGCAAUCAGCAGCAAUUGCUGCAGAAAGACACAACAUAAGCAAUGGUUCUGCGCUGGUGGUGCAGGAGCGCCUGCGGGAGAAGCAGAGAAAAGUGAAUUUUGUGACUGAUAUAAAAAACUUGGGGUUAUUUUAUAGACGAUCAAAACAAAAUUCUGCUAAGCAAAAUGCAAAACAAAUCUUCUCUGUUUCAGAAGAGGUUGCUCAUCAACAGGCUGAAGUAUCGUUGGAGAGAAAUAUUCAACUGGAAUCUCCAGGAUUAUCUUCAAGGGGUGACCUGAGCAUCCCUGGUCUCAGUGAACAAUGCAUGUUAGUAGACCACCGGGAAAGGAAUACCGACAGUCUGGGUUUGCAAGUUGGAAAGAGAAUGUGUGCCUUCAAAUCAGAGAAGGUGGUGGUAGAAGACACUCUUCCAAUAAUACCAAAGGAGAAGCAUGCAAGGAAAGAGGACUCUAGUACAGACUAUGAUGCAACCCUCACUAACACAGUCAUCCAGGAAGAUUAUGUGACCACAAGAUUGUGAUACUUGAAGGAAGGAGGAAGUGUUUAUCAUACAUAUAUCUUUUCUAUAGUGCUCUGAGUUGGGGAGAGUGUUUAAAAGUAAAUUAGCAAAUUCUAACUUAUACUCUAAGCAUUUAUCAACUCUAGCAUACUAACAUGUAACAUGUUUAAAUAAGGCAAAAGCUAUCAAAAACCCUUGUUCUGUAGCCCACUUUUGCUUGCACAAUUUGUUUUACAUUUUUUGCUGUUAAUAAAUAAACUCACCUUUUAUCUUGCACUGUUGCA